Messenger RNA from Suillus discolor, 606 nucleotides. RefSeq lists its product as uncharacterized. NCBI's taxonomy places the organism in Eukaryota, Fungi, Basidiomycota, Agaricomycetes, Boletales, Suillaceae. The record is from RefSeq and is a predicted model, not a curated record. The transcript is spliced from 8 exons. The coding region runs from base 1 to 606 and encodes 201 amino acids.
AUGGACCAGCCUGAGACCGACGAUGAAGGAGGUCGCAUUCUGACAUAUCGUUCCAACAAUGGCCAAAUGCACUUGCUGGUUCGCGCCGGUGAACCAUCCGACAGUGAACGUGACAUGAAGAAUGGUAGGUGGAUCACCAAGAGGGAUUGGCAGGUGCUAACUGCGGACGAUUCGUGGAGCUCACGACGAGAAUUUGCCCUUGCAAAGGUUGUUCCUUCGUUUGAGAAAUUUGGAGCAAUCUUCAGAAUCACAGCAAGAAAAAGAACUAUACCAGUUGUGACUUCGCGCGCGCAUUUAAAAGUGGACAUGUAUUAUGAAACCAUCACAAAUAAACAUUUCGAAGCUCUGAAUCGCUGCGAAUGCAUCCGAGAAGUCGAUGACGGGGUUGUAAUGGAGCACAUUGGUGCCAGAUUUCAACUUGAAGUUGCGCCGUGGCACGCGAGAAUCAUGCGACAUGAUGAUGCGGGAUGCACUGAACCAUAUGGCAAGCAGACGUCGUCCGAACGGUACCGUGUGAUCAAGUUCGACAGGCUUACAUCGGCCAUGUCCAAGUUCCGUGUCCAUUACUCUCAAGCCUUGAAUAUCACAUUGUAUUCACGCGACUAA